GGGUAGGGCACUGGUGGAAUCAAAUUUGGGGAUUGAGUCACUAUCCAGUUGGUCCCAAAAGUCAAGUGAGUGCGUGCCUACUGCCAAGUCAUAGCUGAUGCAAGCAUCCUCAUCUCUCAAAAUGCCCUUCCUUGGUCAUGAAAUUUAGGAAAAGUGGGUUCAAAGGGCACUAUAGGACAUCCCCAUUUUUGCAAGAAGCACUUAAAGAGAAAUGAGGAGGGUGGGGGACCUCCCCCCAUUUGGUUCUAAGGGAUUGUGAAGAUGUAGACAAUCGCCGCAUUAGUCUUUCCCUCUCAAUUCCAAAAAAUUUGAAUUUCCGAAAAAAUCAAACGAAAAUUUAAACAACAAAAAACCUCCCGGAAAACCGGACACCAUUUCGCCUCGCCAUGGAAGAAGCCGACCAGGACCACCUCGGCCACCACAGACCUCCUCCCUCUCUGCUAUCUCUGGCUCCGUUCUCUCCCCCCUCCCGGCGCAGGCUCUCCAGUAACUAUGCCAACCCGCCCCGACCAAUCCCGUUGGCUCGGGGACUUGCUUGGGUGUCUCUCCAGGGCCGGCUCGUCAACGCAGAGGAAGCCAGUUCUGCUAAAGCUAUCGGCGGCUGCCUGAGCCAAGAGGAGGCCGUAGCCUGGGAAUUGUUUACCCCUAUGCAGAGAUUCCUCAUCGUAGCGGUGAUUGGAGUUGUAGCAUCACAGUCAAAGAAAAACCAGACCAUUUGGCAGCUCAAAAGAUCUGUAGAGCUUCGGGAUCAGGUGCUGUCAAGCAUGCAGCAGAAGCUAGAUACUCUGUGUGGACAGCUGAAUAAUGUCAAGGAUCAACCAGGAAUUAGAGACAAAAUUGUAGAAUCAGAAGCUUUGGGAUCUGAGAGUAUUAAAUUGGUUGACUGUGGCUGUUGGUUCUGUGAUCAACAUCAUGAGGGAUUCGUGGGAUUGGUGGCCAAUCCUGUUAAACAAACCUCUGUUGGGGAUGAGAUGCUUCAAUAUAAAAUGAAUUUGCCAAAUAAGGUAGAACCAGAGGAGCGCCGCAUGUCUGAUUUGUCAGACUGGGCUGCUUCGAGUGUUACAUCUGUGUCAGAUAUCCAGUUGAACAACCUUGCAAUAGAACAAGACAUUUUCAAUCUAAAGAAGGAAUGUGAAGACAAGGAUGCCAUCAUAAAGGAGCUGAGCACCUUAAUCCAGUCAUCUAAUGUGAUGGGUUCAAAGAGGAUAUCAGAGUUGGAAGAUAUUAUAAGGAGGAAGAACGUGAUAAUUACAAGACUUAAGAAGGACAUGGUGGUUCUAGAACAAAAGUUGAGUUAUGCAACUUAUGAGGCUGCAAAGGCCUUCCUCGUCUUCUUCAAACUCAAACUGUUGGCACCUUCCGGUCAUGACAGAUAACCUUCUUUAUGACAUGGAUAGUACUACUAGCCCUUCCUCUUCUGAUUCAGAAACCUCUCCAAAGAACCAGCCACAGACUGCCAUUACUAAUGUUCAAAGGUCUCCAAAAAACCAGCCACAGACUGCCAUUGCUAAUGUUCAAGAGGUCCCUUUUCAUAAUGCUGACUUUUUAUCAACAAUAGAGCAGAUAUCAACACCAACAAAAGCUUCAAAUGCUUUGCCAAGACCGACUGGUUCUCGUUCAAAGUCUCGAUCAGUAAGUCCUCUGAAAGAGAUAGUAAUGAAUCAUAAAUCCGGCAUCCUUUCUUCAAGGCAAAGACCAUUUUCCGCUCUUGGAGAUAGGCAAAGACCAUUAUUAGCUCUUGGAGAUAGCAGGAAGAGUAGAAAGGGAACUCAAAGUGCAUCCAAAGAAGCAACUCCAAACAAGAGAUGGGUUUAGUUAAAACAGAUCAAAGGCAUUGACAGUGGAUGUAUGCUGCAUGCUGCAAAAAUAUACUUGCAAUUGAGGAUGGUAUGUAGGACCAAUCAGUAUUUGUGUAGGGUAGAUAUUAAGAAGCGCAAUUUUCUAUUUAUAUGACUCAAUGUUUUUUCUACUUUGAUGCGAUUUAACUGCGUAUGAUAUAUUGUAAAUCUAGUAAAAUAGUUCUUUGGCC
Molecule: messenger RNA, 2029 nt
Organism: Rubroshorea leprosula
Lineage: Eukaryota; Viridiplantae; Streptophyta; Magnoliopsida; Malvales; Dipterocarpaceae
Source: the annotation of a GenBank genome assembly